Sesamum indicum (sesame) is the source of this 1369-nucleotide messenger RNA. RefSeq names its product calcineurin B-like protein 1. Lineage: Eukaryota; Viridiplantae; Streptophyta; Magnoliopsida; Lamiales; Pedaliaceae. Gene Ontology annotation, biological process: calcium-mediated signaling. The record is from RefSeq and is a predicted model, not a curated record. Gene Ontology annotation, molecular function: calcium ion binding; kinase binding.
UUCCACUCUCUCUCCCCAACUUUCCUCAUUUCUGUCGCCUUUCGUUGUGAUUUUCUUCUUUCGGCGUUCCCAAAUUGGCUUUUGCUCUCUCCCAAACCAGAAACUGCUAUCAGCAAAGCCAAUUUAUAUAUCUAGAUCGGUUGUAUACAUACAAUUGUUUAUAUGUAUUGUCGCUGAAGAACCGAAAUACAUCGCCGUAGCUCUUGCUUAUUGUCGAUACAGGGGUGUGGCUUUUGUUACCGCUUCUUUUUGUUUUGGUUGGUUAAGAUGGUUUUGGUGAUGUGUUGCAGAGAAGCCUAAGGGAUACAAUUAUAGUGGGGAGGUUCUUCCCUCUAUAAAUGGGCUGUUUCCAUUCUACUUCAAGAAGGAAGUUUCCUGGACAUGAAGACCCCGUUCUACUUGCUUCACAAACUGCUUUUAGUGUGAGUGAGGUUGAAGCACUAUUUGAGCUGUUUAAGAGCAUUAGCAGUUCUGUCAUUGAUGAUGGGCUUAUUAACAAGGAAGAACUGCAAUUGGCUUUGUUCAAGAACAGAAAGAAAGAGAACCUUUUCGCAAACCGGAUUUUUGAUCUCUUUGAUGUGAAGCAAAAAGGAGUAAUUGAUUUUGGUGAUUUUGUUAGAUCACUCACUGUUUUCCAUCCAAAUGCUCCACAAGAAGACAAAAUCAAUUUUUCUUUUAAGCUAUAUGAUUUGGACGGGACUGGAUACAUUGAAAGACACGAGGUAAAGCAAAUGUUGAUUGCACUUCUGUGUGAAUCGGAGAUGAAGCUGGCUGAUGAAACGAUUGAGAUAAUACUGGAUAAGACAUUCGUGGAAGCUGACAUUAACCAGGAUGGAAAAAUAGACAAGUCUGAAUGGCACAAUUUUGUUACCCGAAAUCCUUCAUUGUUGAAGAUAAUGACACUACCAUAUUUGAGGGAUAUAACUACAACAUUUCCUAGCUUUGUUUUCAACUCAGAGGUUGAUGAAAUAGCUACAUGAGCGAAAGAUGUAUCUUUACCUGUUUGUAUUACAUUGUAGUCUAGAGGAAGCUAUGAGUUUACGUAUUAGUGACAGCAAAAUAUUGGGACUCAAAAGAGAAUUUUGCUCUCGAUUGACAUUCGAGGCAAAAAUUACUGCAUGGUGAUUUUUGAUGAGGCUGUAGCCGUGGCUGUGUGAAAUUAGCACCUGCUCCGUGCGCCCUCCAUUUGUAGCAUAUCUUCUAACAAGUGUAUUUGGUAGUUGAGUCAUUUGUUUGUCUUGAUCUACCAAGAAGCACUCUUACAUCAGUAUUGCUAAUUUUGUGAUGGAGUGGUACAGAUUUGAGAAGAAACUAUUUUUGUAAAAUGAUAUUAAUGAUGAAUGGUAUUGAAUGGUCAGUUAAAAGGAAA